AGGGCGCAGGGCGGUGAAGGGCGCGGGGCCAUGCGCGACCCGGGGCUGCUCCGCCGCUGCCUCCUGCUGCUGCUGCUGCUGCUGCUGCUCUCGGCAGCCGCCCCCCGAGCGGCCCCCGGCACCGGAGCGGGGCGGCCCCGCGCCCGCCGCGGGCUCACCUACCCCGGCACGCUGUGGUGCGGAGCCGGCAGCAACGCGGAUGCCUACGAGCAGCUGGGGGAGCACCGGGACACGGACCGGUGCUGCCGGGACCAUGACCACUGCCAGCACGUCAUCCACCCCUUCACUGCACGCUAUGGGUACCGCAACCUGCGCUGGCACACCAUCAGCCACUGUGACUGCGACCGCAGGUUAAAGGAGUGCCUGCAGCGGGUGAAUGACACAGCCUCACGAGUGGUGGGUCAGGCCUUCUUCAAUGUCAUCCAAGUGCCCUGCUUUGAGUUCACCUACAGGGAGGAGUGUGUGGAGCCCUACCUCUAUGUCUGGUGUAAGGCGUACAACACAGUGGCCAUCGCGGUGCCCAGGGAGCCGGUGAUGUAUGAGUUCGGGGGGGAGCUCAUUGACCGGGCAGCCAGGCCCGUGGGGGUCCCUCUGAGCCCUCCAUGGAGCAGCACUGAUGGAGGAGCCGUCCCAAGGGAUGUGCCUGCACACCCCCCCUCAUCCCGCAAGAGAGCCAAGGAGGAAAGGAAAAGGAAGAAAGCAGACAAGAAGAAGGGGAAAGGUCUGAGAAAGAAAAGCUCUUCUGGAAACAUGGAGCUGAGCGCUGCUGCAGCCGCUGUCCCACCUCAUCCCACUGCAGGGCAGGAUCCAUGGGUCCCACUGCUGCCUUUGGAAGCAGCCAACACCAUCCUGAGCGAUGCCCCGGUGCAGGAAGGCUUGGGCAGGGAUCCAGCACCAGCCACGGCAUCCCCGGCUCCAACAACCAGCGGGAAGAGGAGGAGGAAGGAGAGGAACAGGAAGAAGAGGCUGAAGGGCAGAGCUGAGGCACAGCCUGCACGAGAGCCGCGGUCCUGAUGCCCCCGUGCGGGUCCUGGCUCUGUAAUAAAGUCACAUCUGCUCAAGCA
Messenger RNA from Pezoporus flaviventris, 1064 nucleotides. RefSeq names its product protein interacting with cyclin A1 (gene PROCA1). The record is from RefSeq and is a predicted model, not a curated record. Gene Ontology annotation, biological process: arachidonate secretion; phospholipid metabolic process. The transcript has 4 exons. Lineage: Eukaryota; Metazoa; Chordata; Aves; Psittaciformes; Psittacidae. The coding region runs from base 31 to 1014 and encodes 327 amino acids. Gene Ontology annotation, molecular function: A2-type glycerophospholipase activity.